Messenger RNA from Malus domestica (apple), 1772 nucleotides. Its product is annotated as probable isoprenylcysteine alpha-carbonyl methylesterase ICMEL1. The record is from RefSeq and is a predicted model, not a curated record. Gene Ontology annotation, molecular function: lipase activity. Lineage: Eukaryota; Viridiplantae; Streptophyta; Magnoliopsida; Rosales; Rosaceae.
UUCUCUCUCUCUCUGGUUGGCUUCUGCAUACCAAAGAAUGAACACUGCAGUUUUUGAGAAAAUGGAUUACUUUUCUCCCGUUUCCCGUUGAUCUCCAAAUCUGACAAUUCCCCAGAUUUCCCCACUGCCCAAUAAAAAUUCCCAGAAAGGGGAAACAGUCGGUUAUUACAGUUAUUCACGAAGCACAUAGCUCAUCAGGAUUUGCUGCCGAGUUUUGUGUCUCUACAAAAUGCCAUCGCAGCAGAUUCUGCCCAUAACAUAUCACCCCCCUUCAGAGAAAUCGCUACGCAAAGAAGCAGAGGACGACCCGACAACCGGGCUUCUCUUGUACUCGAAUUUCGAGGAUGAAGAAAAGAACACGCCUCUCAAGCCCCUUCUCCCCAGGGUCUCCAGCUACACAACCACCAGCGCUGCCGCUGCCAACAACCACCAGCAACGGCGGCGCCGGACCGCCAGCGACAGCUCCCUUUCUUCCCACUCCGAUGAGGGUAGCCGCCACUCCUUGGCCGGCGAUGUGGAGCACGCUGCUGCCGAGACGUUCUUGGUGACCCGGUUGAGUUUGAAGCUGUUAAAAUAUCUUGGGGUAGGCUACAGAUGGAUUACAAGAUUUCUCGCCCUUGGUUGCUAUUCGUUUUUACUUAUGCCAGGUUUUAUUCAAGUUGGCUAUUAUUAUUUCUUCUCCCGUCAGGUUCGCAGAGGUAUAGUUUAUGGUGAUCAACCAAGAAAUAGGCUAGAUCUGUAUCUACCCAAAAAUAGCGAUGGGCCAAAGCCAGUCAUUGCAUUUGUAACUGGUGGAGCCUGGAUUAUUGGUUACAAAGCAUGGGGUUCUCUUUUAGGACAGCAGUUAUCAGAAAGAGACAUCAUAGUGGCAUGCAUAGAUUACAGAAAUUUUCCUCAGGGUACUAUCAGUGAUAUGGUAAAGGAUGCUUCUCAAGGCAUCUCAUUUGUGUGCAAUCAUAUUGCUGAUUAUGGAGGCGACCCAAAUAGGGUUUAUGUAAUGGGACAAUCGGCUGGUGCACAUAUUGGUGCCUGCACCCUCGUUGACCAGGCAAUUAAGGAGGCCGGCGAAGGAGAGAGCUCUUCUUGGAGUCUCUCCCAGAUAAAGGCUUACUUUGGUUUGUCUGGAGGGUACAAUUUGCUUAACUUGGUGGAUCACUUCCACCGCCGAGGUCUGUAUCGUUCAAUCUUUUUAGGCAUAAUGGAAGGAGAACAAUCUUUGCAACGUUUUUCUCCAGAACUCAUGAUUCAGGACCAGAAUGUUAGAAAUGCUGCUUCUCUCCUACCUCCUAUUAUUUUGUUUCAUGGUACUGCAGAUUACUCCAUACCAUCAGAUGCCAGCAAGAAUUUUGCAGAAACUCUUCAGAGACUUGGAGUGACAGCUGAGUCGAUUCUUUAUGAAGGGAAGACUCAUACGGAUUUGUUUCUUCAGGAUCCAAUGCGUGGUGGUAGAGAUGAUAUGUUUGAAGAUUUAGUAGCUAUCAUUCAUGAAGGUGAUUUAGAGGCUCUCGCCAAAGAUGCUGUGGCUCCGCCAAGAAGGCGCCUUGUGCCUGAGUGCAUGUUGAAGUUGGCUCACCGUGUCAGCCCGUUCUAGCCAAUUUUUGUUAAUCAUUUAUCAACCCUAAAACCUAGUUUCUUGGUGAUUGAUUGUAUUCAUUUUGUACAUAUCAUUAAUGACACGUGAAGUUUUUACCCCUUAUUUUUUGUCCAACCUUCAGAAUUAUCCAAUUCUCGUCUCAAUAUCAAAGAUUUUCUCUCCCUUAUUCUUGUUCAUA